AAAACUUUGACAGAUGAAACGGCGUUCUAUUAAAAAAACAGUAAACAAAUGCCGAUCCACGAAAAGCAAGAAUCUAUGGGGAUUUUUUCAACAAAAAAUACUUAAAAUCUGAAUAAAAAUGACACCACAGCCACAGCCAGAGUUUGUUGAGCAAGUGCAGGCUCAUAUGAUAAUCAUCAUUCAUCCGGGCUCGUUGAAUCUACGCAUUGGACGCGCUUCUGAUAUAAAUCCACAUCGCAUUUUAAAUGCGAUUGCACGGCGUCGAAAACCGUUGGGCAAAACUUAUCGGGAUACGGUCUUACCGGGAACAGUGAUAAAAAGCAAAGAAUUAGUGCAGGAGCUUGAGGAUUGUCGUCUACAGAUUUCACAUACAUUACAAUCAUGUUUACAAUCAGAUGGUCGUCGACGGUAUGCAACACCUCCACAACAAAUAUCCGCGUUCAAUCGUCGAUCGACACCAGAAAUCUUGGAUAACGCAGUAAAAUCAUAUUACAAUCCAACCGACUUAAAUGUGGUGAUUGGUGACGAUGUGCUUCAAUUGAACCCCAAUGCAGAUUUUAAUUUACAUUUUCCAAUAAGGCGAGGCGAUUUCAAUUUGCAUGGCGGCGUGGGUGGUUCAAUUACGGCAGUGGUGGCCGAUUUACAAGAGAUUUGGGAACAUGUUUUGAAAACACAGCUGAAAAUUCCACUGAGUGAUUUACAUUUGUAUAAGGCCGUCUUAAUAGUACCAGACAUUUAUAACCGUGGCCAUUUGAGAGAACUCAUGAAUUUACUGCUUUUAAAAAUGGGCUUUGGCAGCUGCUUUUUAGUUCAAGAUCAUGUGGCAGCAACAUUUGGUGCUGGCCUGGGAUAUGCAUGUGUGGUUGAUGUUGGUGAUCAGAAAACAUCGGUUUCAUGUGUCGAAGAUGGCAUUUCACAUCCAAGCACUAGAGUGCGUUUGGAAUACGGAGGUUCGGAUGUAACUCAAGCCUUUCAGUGGCUCCUAAAGAAGUGUGCAUUCCCAUACAAAGAAUACGAUGAACGAAAUCCACUCGACGCAAUGCUGCUAAAGCAAUUAAAAGAAAAUUUCUGUCAUGUUAAUCUGGAUAUUUGCGGUCCAACCGAAAAAGAGUUCAUAGUCGAUCAUAAUAAUAAGAUAACAUCAAAGUAUACACUUCAAGUGGGCGAUGAGUGUGUCGUGGCACCGCUCAGUUUAUUUCACACCGAAUUGCUCAAUAUUACCGGGCCAAAAAUGGCCAAAGUACAAAAGCCAGCGCGGCAACAACCAGAUUCCGAAGAUUGUUUCGAUGCGGAAUAUCUGCGGGAAACAGGACGUAAGGGAGCAAGAGAGCAAUUGGAUCAAAAUACAUCUGAUAUGAGCGGUUUAAUGAAUACAGACAAUGCCGAUGAAGACAUUGUAGUUGAUUCACUUGAGGUUGAACAACGUGACUCAAAAUUAGAUAAAGAAUUUGUACUUCCGGGUGGUCAGAUCAUCGGAUUGGACCAAGCUGUUCUACAGAGCAUUGAACGAUGUCCCAAUGACGAAUUGAGGCGAAAAAUGUAUGGAUGCAUUUUGGUCGUUGGAGGUGGCAUGAAAUUUGUUGGAAUCGGAAAAUGGCUUCAGAAUCGUGUUGGACUACAAAUACCAUAUUUGUAUCGAUCCGAACAUCUUGAUAUUGUCACCAGCCCCAAAGAUAUGGAUCCAGCUAUAACUGCAUGGAAGGGUGGUGCAGUUAUGUCAUGUUUAGAAAGCGCAAUGGAAUUAUGGAUCACUGGCAGCGAAUGGUCUAAAGGCGGUGUACGCAUUUUAAGAGAAAAAGCGCCAUUUAUGUGGUAGCAUUGAGUUUAUCUAGUUUUAUUUUGACUACAUUUCUAUUAAGAAUGUAUCUAAUGAAAUAAAAUCUUUUGUUUUGCAAAAUAUUGCCAUAUUACAACUUGAUAAUAUCCAAAAAGUAUUGUUUUUUCUAUACGAUUUGACAAUCAAAUGUGCAAAAUAAA
Messenger RNA from Contarinia nasturtii (swede midge), 1977 nucleotides. RefSeq names its product actin-related protein 8 (gene Arp8). Gene Ontology annotation, biological process: regulation of DNA-templated transcription; double-strand break repair. The coding region runs from base 119 to 1816 and encodes 565 amino acids. Lineage: Eukaryota; Metazoa; Arthropoda; Insecta; Diptera; Cecidomyiidae. The transcript is spliced from 9 exons. The record is from RefSeq and is a predicted model, not a curated record. Gene Ontology annotation, cellular component: Ino80 complex.